GAUUACCCACUUUUUCCACCACCACACUGUGACCAAAUCAUCAAAUUUUCCCACUUUUCCCUCUUUUCCCACAUUUUCCCCCACCCACAUUGUGGAUGGUCUAAGAGACUAAAAGAAGUCAAUAUUAGAAUGACUUAAAAAUAAGUAUACGAGCAUAUUAUGCGGAAAAAAAAACAUUCGACAAUAUAAUUAAAUGUGUUGAUUAACAGGAGUAUUUUGUUAAUUUCAAAAGUCAAGUUGAUUUGUUAUCGAAUAUGUAAAUUUUUUAUAAACGAUAAUAUGUCAUCACUUAACCUCUCAAUUUGCUUCCAUAAGUGAGAUACUACACCGAUUUUUUGCACCAUAAAUAAACGAUGAUGAAUCAUGUACAAGUCAUUUUGUAAAUGGUGAAUUGUGAAGUGUUUAAUUAGAAAUUAGGGAUUGCUCGUAAAGUAUUCAAUUAGAAAUUAGGGACAGGGAUAAAUGUGUCAAUUUAGUAUGUUUUAGGGUGAUAAAAUUUAAAAUGUAGGACGACGAAUAGCGAUUCAGUAUAAGCAUAAAUAUUUGUUGGUUUAUGUACCGUUUCACUCCACUAAACAUAGUUUAGUGACGGAAUUGAACACAUAAAUAUACUUCAGAGACCAUUUGAUCUUCUUUAUUUAACUCUUUGCCGAAGAAGAAGUAAAAAAGUAAAACUCGAACUUCGAAGGAAGAGGGAAGAAAGAUCGAGACUUUGUGCAUUUUCACGGCGGAUCAGGAGACAAACGAUCGUCCGGCGUUCCCCGAGAAACCAGAUCGCGGUAGAACUCUAACACCGUUGAUCUUUUUCCCGCCGACCAGUCUCGCGGUAUCUCCGCCCCCAUGUCGCUAGCCGUGUUGCGGUGAAGAAUUAGAAGAGCUUGGUGAUGGUUCGAUCGUGAACAAAGGCAGCCAAGAAGAAGAAGAAGUAGAGGAAGAAAAGGCAGAUCGAUUCCGUGAAGCUCGGGCAAUCCGCCGCUGCUUGACCCCCUUCGGUUCCCGCCCUUACCCGCGCAUUGUGGCCGGGGGGCUGUCAAUUGCCGCCGCUGGUCGAGCUUCUGCGUCCCUGGUAUUGUCUCUUUCCUGAAGCUUCGUUUGAUGCUCUAACGAACUUUAGUUGUUUAAUUCACGAGAAGCAGAACUGCUUACGAAUUAACACGGGUUAGGAGUAGAAAGUUGCUUGUUUCAAUGAGGCCUUGUGGUUCAUUGCUGUUCUGGGUAGUAGGGAAGUGAUCCACUUCAGGGUUGCUAGAUUUCUUGAUUCAAUGUUAACAACAAUCUUAGAGGUGCCAGUGGCUCGAGGAAUAGGCGCAAAUAGUGUCGAUUCUGUACUCGAUGUCAUGUUGAUCUGAUAGUUGCAUUUCAAGGUGGAUUCUACCAACUGUAGUUAGUAUAGACAAUAGAGUUCAAUCAGAAUGGGAAACUAUAUGCUUAUUUGCUCUCCCCUUAGACCCCCAUGCGAAAUUCAGGGAGCUAUAGACAAUCUUCUGUGUUCAUCACGUUCUUUUGCUGCAUCCUAUCUUUACUGGUUGUCUUCCUAACAUGUUUUAGGAUUCGGUAGUCGGCUUGCUUUAGCAUUCUCAUUUGCUUCUAUGUCUUCUGAGAUUGCUACCUAUUCACAUAAAUCCAUGCUCUUGAUAGAAAAGAAGUAUAAUGAAAAGUGAAAACCAUAUGUCUUUGCCCAUUCUGAACUUCACUUGACAAGCUCUUACUUACUUUCAGGUUCGUUUGUAAGAUCUGCCAUGGACGCUCGAGAAGGUAAGGCCAAGCCUUGUCUUUGAGACAUACUUCCAACUAAUUGAAAGGGAACUCAAUAGAGUUAUUGCUGAUGGGGAGGCCACUUUUCUACGAGAUACUGGAAAAACCAGCCACAAGCUGCAUUAUAGCAUUCUGCACUGCAAUAUGGUUUUACCUACAGAAGAAAAACCUCGGCUAUUCACAAGUUGGCUCAAGUUACGAAACAGCAGUAGAAGGCCACCAUUGGAGGAUAAUCACUUCAGCAUUUUCACAUAUCAGCAUUAUUCAUCUGGUAUUCAACAUGAGUGCUCUUUGGAGUCUUGGAAUAGUCGAACAGCUAGACCACAUGGGCCUUGGCUCACUAUACUAUCUCCAGUACUCGCUCGUGUUGGUUGUCUUAUCUGGCGUGCUAGUGAUCGCCAUGUACCACGUACUGAUAAAUAGAUUCAAGGUGGAGUAUUUCAGAAGAGUGACAGCUGUUGGGUACUCUUGUGUUGUCUUUGGGUGGAUGACGAUUCUCUCUGUGAAGCAGCCCUCCACAAAGUUGAACCUCUUUGGACUUCUCUCUCUUCCUAUCAGUUUUGCGCCGUUCGAGUCGUUGAUCUUCACUUCGAUAAUUGUUCCUCAAGCGAGUUUUCUUGGCCACUUGUCUGGAAUAAUUGUCGGGUAUGGUAUUGCUUGGGGUUUGAUCCAUGGGAUGAACAACUUCUGGGCUAUCUCGAUGCUGGCCUGGAUCGGAGUCGUGUUUGUAAUCAGUCUGAAAAAGUCUGGAACUUUCGAUUUCGAGUUUCUUGAGAUUGAGUCGGUAACAGAUUCUUCGUUGCCUUCUGUGAGGUUUCUUGGAAAUGGUAGAGUUUUGCAGAUGGGUUCAGUUCCAGUUGCUGGUACAGAACUUGUGUGAUCAUGAAUAUGCUAUAUUGGUCAUCACUCUACUUUGGUGAUCGAUCAAGUUCUUAUGCAUCAGUUAUUUUUUGGCGUGGCUUGAUAGUCUCUUCUUCCACUGGACUGUUAAAUGCUAUGUAGUGCAGCUGUUGUAAUUGUCUGAGGGAAACCGAGUCGCCUAUUAUUUGCAGACAAGUAACCUUGUACGCAUAGGUUUCUCGAGAAAUUCUUGUAUGACCCUUUUGCAGAAAGUAAGUACACUAACUUCCAGCUUGGCCGGACUUACUGUUUUGUCAAAUACUAAGUAGAGAAACAGAGAUGGUAAAUGCUUAACCAGUCGACCAUUUGUAGCUUGGAGCUGGGAAUGGAUUUUGUAUGGUUCACUUUCAGUUUAGCAUUUUGAUGUUUGGCUUUGUCAUGUGAUUGUAUUAGUAUGGUUUACCAUUGCAGUAUCAGCAUGCCAUCGAGACAAUUCAAUUUACUUACCAUUAACAUUAACCCUCAAAAUUGUAUAUUUGAAUCCAACAAAUAACAUCUACAUUUAACU
This is a messenger RNA of Linum trigynum, 3163 nucleotides long. Lineage: Eukaryota; Viridiplantae; Streptophyta; Magnoliopsida; Malpighiales; Linaceae. The record is from the annotation of a GenBank genome assembly.